Molecule: messenger RNA, 1446 nt
Organism: Hyposmocoma kahamanoa
Lineage: Eukaryota; Metazoa; Arthropoda; Insecta; Lepidoptera; Cosmopterigidae
Gene: rho-4
Product: rhomboid-related protein 2
Exons: 7
Coding region: 57-1214 (385 amino acids)
Cellular component (GO): membrane
Molecular function (GO): calcium ion binding; serine-type endopeptidase activity
Source: RefSeq, a predicted model, not a curated record
AUUUACCUCAAUAAUUUUUGCUUGUUGAACUUGUUGGCAAAAGAAUUUUGGUGAAAAUGCCUACCACACAACGGGAAACUACAGUCUCCGUGCCUUUGACACCGACGAGAUCGAAUUUGUACUGGCGGCGAAUAUUUAACAAGUACGAUCGGGACAACGAUGGAAAAAUAUCAUAUGUCGAACUCAAACAAAUUAUAGAUUCCAGAGAAUACGAUCACGAUCUCCCUGACAAUGUAGUCAGUAAAAUAAUGGCAUUAGCCGACAGGGACAACUCUGGCUACUUGGAUUUUGACGAGUUUGUCGAAAUGAUGCACAACCCGGAUUUGAAAGCUGUAUUUGGACAUUUUGUCGCGAGAUACGUGCAUUCCAUCGUACCACACAGAGGUCCUGUUGACGCUACAGGACCUUGGCAAGGUUUCCGCGCCGUGACUACAACAGACACCGUCUGUCCAACCACUCGAAGCCAUACGAUUUUCACAUAUAAAGACGGCACCUACGAAGAAGAAUACACCUGCUGGCCGCCAGCCAUCUCCAUGAUACUGAUCUCUUUGGUGGAAAUCGUCCUGUUCUGCUACGAUGCUGCGCACAACAAGAUGGACGCGUCUGGCCCGAUCGCGCAGUUGUUCAUAUACAAUCCUCAUAGACGAAAAGAAGCCUGGCGGUUCUUGACAUACAUGCUUGUUCAUGUUGGUGUCGUCCAUUUACUCGUGAACCUCCUGGUGCAACUGUUCCUUGGUGUUCCAUUGGAAAUGGUGCAUCGAUGGUGGCGUGUCAUUCUAGUCUACCUAGCUGGAGUUGCAGCUGGGUCUCUGGCAACCAGUCUGACUGACCCUCGCGUUUAUCUAGCUGGUGCUUCUGGAGGUGUUUACGCGCUUAUCGCUGCGCAUAUAGCCACGAUUAUUAUGAACUGGCAAGAGAUGGAGUUCGCGAUCAUCCAGCUGUUAGUAUUCCUGCUCCUGGCGGCAGUUGAUGUCGGCACUGCUGUGUACGACCGGUACUUUAGAAAUCUGCAACAGAACGUUGGAUAUGUUGCCCAUUUGGCGGGUGCUGUCGCUGGCCUUCUAGUGGGAAUCGGGGUUCUGCGUAACCUGGAAAAACGCAAAUGGGAGAAGCGUCUGUGGUGGGCGGCGGUGGUGCUUUACUUUACUCUGAUGAUCGCUGGAAUUUUGGCCAAUAUAUUUUGGACUGAUCACUUCCCACCUAGUACUGUUUAAUAUAGAGUUUAUAGACAAGAUGGAGAGGGUCACACGCUCUUUUAAUUGCCAAAGGAUCUCUUGGACCAUAUUUAUCGUCAUAAUAUAUUCCAUCAAAAGCAACAUUUUAGAAGUCGUAGAUAGCGCAGCAGUAAUCACUUAAAAGAAGUAAAUAGUGAAUUCAAACGAAAUUCAAUUCCGUAUUUUCGCAAAAAUACGCGAUGCGUAACAGAUUUAGUAAAAAAAAAAAAAA